Molecule: messenger RNA, 1275 nt
Organism: Struthio camelus australis
Lineage: Eukaryota; Metazoa; Chordata; Aves; Struthioniformes; Struthionidae
Source: RefSeq, a predicted model, not a curated record
GAUGCGCCGGCAGGCGGAGCGCGAGGACGAGCGGGGGCCCCGCGUCAUGGUGGUGGGCCCCACGGACGUGGGCAAGUCGACCGUGUGCCGCCUGCUGCUGAACUACGCCGUGCGCCUGGGGCGCCGGCCCACCUUUGUGGAGCUGGACGUGGGCCAGGGCUCCGUCUCCAUCCCCGGCACCAUGGGGGCCCUCUACAUUGAGCGCCCUGCCGACGUGGAGGAGGGCUUCUCCCUGCAGGCCCCGCUGGUUUAUCACUUCGGCUCCACCACGCCUGGCACCAACAUCAAGCUGUACAAUAAGAUCACAUCCCGCCUGGCAGACGUCUUCAACCAGCGGUGUGAAGUGAACCGCCGAGCGUCGGUAAGCGGCUGCGUCAUCAACACGUGCGGCUGGGUGAAGGGCUCGGGGUACCAGGCGCUGGUGCACGCCGCCUCUGCCUUCGAGGUGGACGUGGUGGUGGUGCUGGACCAAGAGCGGCUCUACAACGAGCUGAAGAGGGACCUGCCCCACUUUGUGCGCACGGUGCUGCUCCCCAAAUCCGGUGGGGUGGUGGAGCGCUCCAAGGACUUCCGGCGGGAGUGCCGAGACGACCGCAUCAGGGAGUAUUUCUACAGCUUCCGGGGUUGCUUCUACCCCCACGCCUUUGACGUCAAGUUCUCUGACGUCAAGAUCUACAAGGUGGGGGCUCCCACCAUCCCGGACUCCUGCCUCCCCCUGGGCAUGUCGCAGGAGGACAACCAGCUCAAGCUGGUGCCGGUGACGCCGGGGCGGGACAUGGUGCACCACCUGCUGAGCGUCAGCAUGGCCGACAGCCCCGACGACAACAUCUCGGAGACGAGCGUGGCCGGCUUCAUCGUGGUCACCGGCGUGGACCUGGAGCGCCAGGUCUUCACCGUGCUGUCGCCUGCCCCUCGCCCGCUGCCCAAGAACUUCCUCCUCAUCAUGGACAUUCGCUUCAUGGAUCUGAAGUAGAAGCAGAAAAUAGGGAGUCUCCUCGGAGACGGGAGAAACAGAGGGGGCAGCCCCACACCUCAGACUUCCAGGGGAGCAAGGAAACAUCUGCCAGCUGGGUCAUCCUGCGCGGCUGGAAGUUGUCUGCUUGCCUGUGUCCUUUCUUCUUCAUCCAGCAGGUUUCUGGCCCCGAAGUCUGGCCACUUCUCCCCUUCUCACGUGCCAGCGAGCACUGCUGAGCCCUCUCAUACAAGAGGCUCGCUGCUCGAUCUUUUUUUUUAAUAUCCUUUUAUAACUUUUGUUAUUAAAUUUCCUAGCCUUUU